This is a messenger RNA of Fusarium sp. VM40, 840 nucleotides long. The record is from the annotation of a GenBank genome assembly. NCBI's taxonomy places the organism in Eukaryota, Fungi, Ascomycota, Sordariomycetes, Hypocreales, Nectriaceae.
AUGGCUCUCCCCCUCACUGGCAAGCUUGCCAUUGUUACCGGUGCCUCUCGAGGUAUCGGCCUGGCCAUCACCAAAGCCCUCGCAGCCCGCGGCGCAAACCUCGUCCUCGCUUACACAUCCGCCAACUCUGCCGACUCAACAGCCAGUCUCGCCUCUGAACUUUCCUCAAAACACUCUAUAAAGGUCGUCCCUGUGCAGGCUGAUCUUGGCGUCCCUACGGGUCCUGCCUCGCUCAUCUCCCAGGCCGCUGAGGCGUUUCACCCAUUGCGCAUCGACAUCCUCGUCAACAACGCUGGUGUCGCUCACAACAACAAGCUACCCGAUAUUACAGUUGAUGACUUCACCACCAGCUUCAACGUCAAUGUCAUGGGUCCUAUGCUCCUUGUCCAGGCCGCACAGCCCUACCUUCCCAACGACCGUUCAGGCCGUAUCAUCAACCUCAGCAGUGUAAGCGCCAGUCUGGGUUUUGUAGGCCAGAGUGUUUACGGCGGCACAAAGGCUGCUCUCGAGGCCAUGACACGCACUUGGGCUCGUGAGCUGAGCGAGAAUGCCACCGUCAACGCCAUCAACCCUGGCCCUGUCCGUUCGGAGAUGUACUCGCGCAACUCAGACGAGUUCAAGCAACUCAUCAAGCCCUUUAUUCAGAAUGCGCCCCUCAUGGCUGCUCGCGCCGGUGUUGACGAUCCUGAGAUCGUCGAGGAGGCUAAAACAGCUGGCGGUCGCGCAGGUGAAGCUGAUGAGAUUGCUGGUAUUGUCGCUAUGCUAGCUAGUCCUGAGAGUGCGUGGUGUACUGGUCAAGUCAUUUGUGCCAACGGUGGAAUGAUCUUUGGGAUGCAAUAG